AUGGAGCACCAUAAAGAUCCAAUUAGUGUCCGUAUUGCCCGAGUAAACGCCGAAAUUUUAGGAUCAGCUCCUAAAAUAAAUAAACCAAAUCUACUAUCACGAGAAACUCUUUUAGACAUUUUACAAGCCUUAUAUGAAGAAUGUUGCUUAGAAUCUUUACAAAAAUACGAUUCAAACAUUGCACAAUUUGUCCAAAAGUACAAAGAAACUAUAAAGGAAAUAAAAAGAUUGAGAGUUAAUAUUACAGAUUUCGAAAUAAAAAACGUUAUCGGUAGGGGUCAUUUUGGGGAGGUACAUUUAGUUAAAGAAAAGCAAACUGGAGACGUGUAUGCUAUGAAAACAAUGAAAAAAUUCGACAAUGAAUUGAGCAGAAUUAGUUUUGAAGAAGAGAGGAAUAUAAUGGCUUUUUGCAAUUCGCACUGGUUGACUUCACUUCAAUAUGCAUUUCAAGAUACUACAUAUUUGGUUUACAUAAUGGAGUAUCAUCCAGGAGGAGACCUUCUAGGGUUGCUGUAUAGACAAGGUGGUACUUUACCUGAAAGUGCUGCUACGUUUUAUCUGGCUGAAAUGAUUUUAGCUUUGGAAGACCUACAUUUGAUGGGAUAUGCUCAUAGAGAUAUUAAACCUGACAACAUACUUCUAGAUCGUUGUGGUCAUAUAAAAUUGGCAGAUUUCGGUUCAGCUGCUAAACUAAAUGAAAAUGGUUUAGUCACUGCUGGGCCACCUGUUGGAACUCCCGAUUAUGUAGCUCCAGAAGUUUUACAAUGUUUGGAUGGAAAAGAUGGAAAGAACAAUGGCUAUGGGGUUUCCUGUGACUUCUGGUCUCUAGGUAUUCUAGCUUAUGAACUUACAAUUGGAAAUACACCAUUUACAGGCCAAAAUUCAACCUCCAUUUAUUCAAAAAUCAUUAACCACAACAACAGUUUAAAAUUUCCACCAGACCUAGUGAUAUCUCAAGCCUAUGUCACUCUAAUAAAAUCUUUAGUAACGGACCCAAACUCAAGACUGAAUUUAAAACAAAUUAAAAGCCACAGUUUGUUCAAGAAUGUCACUUUUGAUACUUUAAGAGAACAGGUACCUCCUUAUGUACCGAAGAUAACUUCUAUAGAAGACACUAGCAAUUUUAAUGACUUGGGUACAAAGAAAAAGAACCCUAACAUGGACUCUUUCAAAAAGCGCACUCAAUUUUCUGGAAGGAAUCUACCUUUUGUCGGUUUUACUUUCACCCAUGAUUUGGAAUGUUUCGAAAGGACGUUUGAAAGGAAACUUUUAACCAAAGACAAUGUAGUAGAAGGUUUUAAAAAGGAAAUAGAAACCCUACGAAAAAAUUUAAUUUUGAAUGAGAGUUUUGGGAAAGAAAAAGAGAGUUUGGAGAUGAAGUUGGAAGAGAAAACGCGAAAAUUGGAAAGUAUACAGAGUUUGAGAGAUAGGUUGGAAAGAGAGCUGGCUUCGAGUAUGGCAGAAAAUACGGCUUUAAAACGAACCUUGGACCUAGAACGCAAAGAACGCACUGAACUUGAAAAAAAAGCUUUGGAUCUCAUAAAAUCCGCGAAACUGAAAUGGGAAACAUCAGAAAAAUCAAAAGUAGAAGCAUUGAAAUUGGAAUUAGAACAACAAAAAGUAAAAAUUACUGAACUAACGACGACAAACAAGAUGUUAAAUGAACAAUUACAACAUGCUUUAAAAUUGGAAAACAAGCACAAGGAAAGUUUAGAAAAAGUAGAGCUUUUGAGUAGAAGGAGUGUUAUUGGACUUGAAUCUAGGUUAGGCCGUGUUACAAGUGAAACACAAGGAACUAUUACAGACCUACAAAAAAAAUUAACAGAAGAAAUACACCAACGAAACCUAAUUGAAAACAAAUUAUCUGAUGUGAAGGAAAAAGAAAGAUCGCUGAAAGAAAAAUUGAAAAAUUCCGAGAAAGAUUUUGACUACUGGAAAUCAAAAAUUGAAGAAGCCGAAUCACAAGUGAGAUCUCUAAAUGAACAAGUUACUGGUUUAGAAAAAGAUGUAGAAAAGAUUGAUGAAUAUAAGAAUGAAAUAUCAAGAUUAAAGGACAAAUUAGAUAAAGGACAUAGGGCAAUCAAGGAUUUAGAAAAUAGAAAUAUUUUGCUUCAGAGAGAUUCACAAUCUAUGGAAGGAUAUAAAAAAGAAAUUGAAGAAAUGAAGAAAACGAUACUGAAAAUGCAGAAUGACAGAAAAAUAUCUGAUUUAGAAAGUCAGUUAAUGGAAGAGAAAGAAAAAAGUUUGUCUUUGCAAAAGCAAUUGCAGGAAUCAGAAAAUGUCGUAACAGAAAAUCAAGAGCUGAAGGAACUACGCACCAAAUUCUGGCGUGUAGAAAAGGAGCUUGGUAAUGCCAAAAUUGACAAGAGGAUUUUAGAAAGAGAAUUAAAGGAAGCUCAACUGGAGAUAAAGCAACUAACAGAAAAAGUUCAAAGCAAUGAAGAGAUUGCUCAACAAUUAAAAACAUCCAGUGAAGCAGCGCUUUUGGAACUAAGCAGUAUUAACGAAAGUUUAUCUUUAGAACUAAUGAAAGUUAAAGACAGUUACAGAAAUCUUCAAGAAAAACUUGACAACGAAAAAGAUAAAUUCGAAAGCGAAAAAUCGAUUUUACUAGAACUCAAAGAAAUCGUAAGAACAAAAGAUGAACAGAUCAACUCGGUAAAUUUGGAUUUAAAUUCCGUUAAAAAAGAACGUCACACUUUGGAAAACGAACUCAAACGGUUUGAACAAGACAAAAACAGACUCGUAAAGUUGGUCGAAUCAUUGCAAAAAGAUAAGGGGGAAGCUUUAGAUGAGUCUAAUAAGUUAAGGAGAGAACUGCACAAUACUAAUUUGAAUCUGAACGCUUUAAGAGAAGCUUGCAUUCUCUUAGAAAAUCAAGUCAUUGAAUAUGAAAAAAUCAAUGCAUCUUUUGAAACCAAACAAGCCGAUUUAAACAGCAAUACUGAAAAACUUAUUCAAGACAUUUGCGAUGCAAAACGUGAAACUCAAGAAGCUAAAAAACAGAUCAACGAAGAAAAAUCUCUGAAAGUGUUUGCAGAAACUAAAGUUAAGAGGCUUGCGGAGGAUAUCGAGUGUCUUCAAAAUGAGUGUCAGGGCUAUAAACAGCAAUGUGUCGAAUACAAACAAUAUUCUACUGGAUUGUCUGAUGAAUUAACUGUGGCUGAAGAAAAAAUAAUAGACCUGGAGGUUACGGUCAAAGCCUAUGAGAGGCAGGUUGAAGAUUUGAGGUCUGAACUCAAGCACCUUAAACAAGAAACUUCCGAUUAUCUGACCCAUCUAAAUCGCACAAAAGAAUCAAACUAUAAACUAAAACGUCACCUUAGUGAAGAAAAAGAAGAAAAUGCUGUUCUAAGACAGCAUUUACACGAAAUUCAAAGAAUUUUGAAUGAAAAAAACAGUUACUAUAAGGAGAGAGAGCUUAAAUCUGAUGCUACCAUUAAACAACAAAUUAAGUUGAUAGAUUAUCUACAAACUAAAAUCGACGAGCAUACUAAUAAGAAAAAAACACUAACAGAAGUUUUAUUCGGCAGUUCAAAAAAAGAAAACCAACCGCCAAUUUCGCUGGUUAUGAACUACAAAGAUUUGGAAAACCAACUUUUAAAAGAACGCCAGGCAAAUAAAAAUCUUCACGAAGAAAUCUACAAACUAAAAGCAGCCACGAUGAUUCAUGAAAAUAAUAAAGUAGUAGACAAAUUGAAAGUAGAAAGACACAAGUCCGAAAUUUUAUCACCUAAAAGUAAAGUAGCCAUGAAUCAGAUCGUAAAUUCGCCUUCAAAACAGAAAAAUGAAUUUUUUAGGCAGAAUUCUGUAACUAGAAUGCAUCACAAUAUACCGCACAGGUAUGAAUCUAAGCACAGCAGAUCAUCUACCAAAUGUACGGGAUGCUCCGAACCGAUUUCGCUUGGGCGAACAGUAGCUAUAUGUUCUGAAUGCAACAUGCACGUCCAUAUGGAGUGUAAACAUCAAAUACCAAAUACAUGUGGCCUACCAGACGUUUAUGCCAAACACUACAAAGACAGCCUGAAACAAAAUAAAGAACAGACUGGCAAAAAUCAACCGACUGAUGAAAACGUGAAUAUAGAAGGGUGGAUUAAGGUUCCAGGGAAAUCAAAUUCUUGGGAAAAACGCUACGCAGUUCUCACGGAUACAUCAUUAAGGAUUUAUUCUGUACCUCCAAAAGAACGCUCGUCCAUACUGCUUCAAACUUUCGAAUUGAAACCCGAUAACACUCAUGGAAAAGUCGUAUCAGAACCUUUACCUUCGGAGAUUGGAAUACCAGUGGCUAGCAGUGACCUAUCUUUUGUGCUGAAAAUUGAAGUUGCACCCGAUACAACGUGUUGGCCUGCCGAGUAUCUGGUUUUUUUGACUCUAUCGGCGCAAGAUAAAGACAAAUGGUUUUUAGCUCUUCAAAAAAUCUAUUAUGAUGAAGUAGACCGUCCGAAAUGUGAAAGGAUCCUAAUAGUUCCUGAAAAUGUAGAUAUAACUUGCGUUAUAGAUUUGACAGAGAAUAUAAGAGUAUUAGGAACGGAAUCUGGCCUUUAUUCAUAUUAUGAAAAAAAUUUGCUCCACAUUGAAGGUCUUGAUAAGAUUCAUAAUAUUUCUGUAAUGACCACUGCAAAUCAAGUUUUGAUGAUAGUCGGAGACGACAGAAGACUGAUCACAUGCGAUUUGAAUCAUUUGAUCAAUUUAACACAAUGUGCCCAAUGUACAAAACCCAAAUUGAAGUUUAAUGAAGUUGAGUUAUCUAAUUUGAGAGGUUUCCAUGUAUUACAAGUAUCGCCAUUCACAAAACAACAAAAAAUAUGCGUUGCCACGGAACGCCAACUUAUAAUCCUUAAUUACGAAUUGGAAAAUUCAGAAUUUAUUGUUGCCAAGAGUUUAGACACAGCAGAACCUACUGGUUGCGCCCUUUUUACCGAAAACAGUCUCAUAGUAGGAGCAGAUAAAUUUUUCGAAAUCGAUUUGGUAACAUUUCAAGCAGAAGAAUUUCUGGAUGUUUCCGAUUCAAAAUUAAAAUCGGCGGAAAGUUGUUAUAAAAUGGGAUCUUAUCCGCUGGCUGUUCUGCAGAUUUGCAAAAAUCCUAAAGAAUAUCUCAUCUGUUUCAAUGAAUUCUCGAUUUUCGUCGACGAAUACGGUCGUUCUACACGACAAAAGGAAUUAAAAUCUUAUCAUCUGCCACUCGCCUUUCAUUUUAGCAAGCCUUAUCUAUAUACGGCGCAAUUUUCUGCUAUCGAAAUCUGCAAAAUUACCGAAGACACCUGCAAUUCCGCAGAAGAUAAAAUAGAAACUCUCAAAAUUGAUCUCGACAAAUUUAAAUACUUGGGUUGGAAUAAACGCGGAAUAUACGUGUCAAUACAGAAUGAAGUUAAGUUUAUCGAUGCUGGUAAGUUGAUGUCUCUAGACGACAGUUCACUGGUCAGCGAAACUUCCCAUGACAGUUCCGAAGAUAGAUUUACCUUUAGUAGUUCAAUUGUACAAAGUUUGGAUGGAAAUUUAAGCGACUUUGAUACUUUAGAUGAUCGCCAGAAGAAAGUCAGGUUUUCACAAACUGAUUUAUAA
Messenger RNA from Psylliodes chrysocephalus, 5562 nucleotides. NCBI's taxonomy places the organism in Eukaryota, Metazoa, Arthropoda, Insecta, Coleoptera, Chrysomelidae. The record is from the annotation of a GenBank genome assembly.